AAAGCGACACGGCGGCGACGCAAAACCCAGAACCCUAGCCUCCCUCCGGCCCUUCGCCCGCGCACUCCCAUGGAGCCGGCUGCCUCCACCCCCCGCGGCGCUCUCCCCAGGAAGCGGCGGCGGAGCCAGUCGCCGCCUCCCGCAGGAGAGGGCCCCGUCGAGCCCGCACUCGCCAGGCCUCGCUUCGGGGAUAACCUCGACCUCAUCCUCUCCCUGCAGGGCAAGGAGCUCCCCCUUAAGAGAAAGAUUGAACUAGCCUUCAAUUUUAUCACAACCGAGUCAAAUCGAUCAAGCUAUGGCCAUAGAGUGGACAAUAUUCAGCUAUCACGUAUGGUGUCAUUUAUUGGAAAUUGGGUGCAGUCUAUCCUAAUUCUGCCGGAGAAGAAAGUGUCAGAAUCUUUUGAUCCCGUAUUGGAUUAUAGAUGCUGGGUCAUCUUAAGAUUUUGUAUUGAAAAGAAGCCAUCAGUCUCUAUUUCUCUGAACCUACUUAAAACACUUGGUCGUGUUGCAAAGCAUGGUUUGAGCAGAGUAAAUGUCACUGCAUGUGGUGACAAUGAAUCUUUUGAGCUCUUCAAACAAGUUUUGGAAUGCAUGUCCUUUCUUUUCUCCGCCAAUACAAGAGCUUUCUUCAACGCGAGUGUGGAUUUGUGGACCUUUUGUAUCAUUGAGGCUAUCAAUGUUGUCCAGAAGGAUUCACCCAAUGAGAAGAACGAGUGUACUGUCCUUCAGGAUUUUGCAAAUUGUCUGCUCGAGCAAUUUUCAAGUUUUCUAAGAUUCUAUGCAAAUCCUAAGAAUAUUUUCCGCACCUUUGUUGAUAAGAUUCUUGAUCCACUGUUGGAAUUGUUGGUUUUACUUAAUUCACAAGCAAAUUCUAUCAAGCACAAGCAGGCAGGAACCACGCUGAAGAUUGUUGAAGAAAUUUUGUCAAAUGGACUGUUUCAUCCGCAACAUCUUAGUGGAUAUUUUGGUCUCAAGAAUUUGAAUAAAGCAUCUAUUGCCAAGGAUGUCAGAGGGAGCUACCAUAGGCAUCUGUUUGAGCGAUUCAAAGGAAUAAAAGUAGAAACCAAGGCUGUAUUGCUUGCUGGGUUUGGUAACUUGCUUCAAUUGUUUGUUAGCAGAGCUAGAAGUCAAACAACAUCUUUAGCACCAAGGGGAACAUCAUUCAAAAGCCCGCAAAAUAGUAGCGAGGGCUCUGAAGAACCCCAGCAUCAUAGAGAAUCCCUUUUUGAAGUGUUCGUGCAGUUUAUGGAACCUUUGGUGUUAGAAUGUAAAUCAUAUUCGCAAAAGGACUUCUCUAGAGUUACAAAGCUAGUGGAAGUUCAUUGCAUGCUGAAGUCCAUAAAUGAGAUAUUGACAACUGUUAUCAAAGAGAAACUUUAUGUGCCUACAGAGGACACAUCUGAAGGAUCUUAUUUGCAGUUCUUGCAAGACAUUUACAUGGUCUUAAUCUUAAUGUCUGAAAAACUGUAUGACUUCUGGGUGUCAGCUGUGUGUUCAGAAGAUACGAAUGUCAAGAAGAUGCUACCUUUAAUGUUUGUGGAGAUUGUUGUUGCAGUUGGUCAUUUUGUGGAAAUAGAAUACAAGGUUAUGGGGGAUGACCUUGUAAAAUUGUGGUCAAUGAUUUUUGCUUUGUCUGCUAUUAAUGCAUCUUCCAAGGACAUUAAGCCCUGCUUCCUACUAACCUCAAAGAUUUCAAGCCUUUCAGCCCAAGUGAUUCACACAUUUAGUGAGCUUCGCCAGGUUGCACACUCCAUUUGUAUGUUGUGCAAUUCUGUGAGAACGUUCAGCGCUGUUGCUGGUCCUGAUGUAGUACCAGGCCCAUUUUCUGUGGCUUCUUUAUCCUCACACAAAUGUUUGGAAUCACUGGCAACAUUGUUGAGUUCCCAAACACUGAGGGAUGCUAUCUGUACUUCAAUAAAUUCAAUGCCAGAAGGACAGUCUAGUCGGUGCAUAGAGGAGAUGACAGUAGAUCUUACAGAUACAUUGAAAUGGAUGGAAAGUUGCAGCGAGGAUGUUGAUUUGGAAUCUCAGGGAAAGUCUCGUUCAAGUGCCAGGAAGUCAGUUUUUAAUCAGAAAGCUGAACUUUUUGGAAGGCACUUAUCUGAACUAUACUCAAAUGUUCUUGACUCAAUAACUGUGACCCCUUCAAAUACUACAUUGGUUGCAAAAUCUGUUGAAAGGUUGGUGAAUGCAAUCCGACCCAACUUAACUCAGUUGGUGAGAAAUGAAUCAAUUAAUUUGAGUGAGUUCAUCCGUUCAGUCGUAGGAAAAAAUCUAUCUGAUAAACAAUGCGUGAACUGGCAGAAGAUUUCAAGUUUGUCCUGGCUUUUUGUCUUCUUCUUCCGCAUAUAUGCAUCAUGUAGAAGUCUGUAUAGGCAAUGUGUAGGCCUCAUGCCUCCAGAUUUAGCCAUAGAAGCAACAGAAUUAAUGGGGAUUUCAUUCACUGUAUGUUGCGGAAAUGAAUGGACCAAUACAGCCAAUGUUAUUGCGGAAGGCUAUUUUGCUUGGAUUGUUGAAAGUUCAGGCUCCCUUUUGAAUGGUAUCGAAAUUUUGUCACAAUCCAUUCCAACAAACCAUUCUGGUCUUACUAUGCUCGUCUACAUCCUUCAUGUGAUGGCUCUGCAAAGACUCAAUGACCUUAACAGACAGAUUAAUGUCUUUGACUUUCUGCUUGAAGAAGAUACACAUCAGUUUGAUAAGGAGGCUAGAGGAAACACAGAGUUAUUAAAGGAGUCUUGCUGUCUUGAGGCCGCUCGACUGACGAAUUUUAUGAUGAGCUAUAUGAGAAUAUUGUCCUCAGGAGAAAAUAGCCAUUUUGGGUGUUAUGAGAUUAGUUCUUCCAGGGAUCUGAGUAUAUGCUCUUUAGAUGAAGGUUCUUUUCCUGUAGCAACUUGGCAGCUUCUGUGUGAAAACAUUGAUAUUUGGAGUUCUCAUGCAUCUAAGAAGGACUUGAAGAACUUCUUUUCUAACCUGAUAAGGUUUUCUUUUGUUCAAAAGAGGUCAUGCAAAGAUGAGGAGAAUAGCAGCUGUCAAUAUUCAUACAGAGAAAUCACUUUGCAUACUAUUUCUGUAGAGCUCCUUUGUGAUGCUAUUAUUUAUGAUCGAAAGGUGCUAUUGAAGAAUUUGACAUCAAGUUUUUGUCAUGCUCUGAAGAAAUCAGCAUCUUCUUUUGUCACCAGAGAUGACGAAGAUAAUGCCUUAUUGGACAUCUCACCUGAUUUGAUGGAGAUAUUAAAUAAACUGGAUAGCGAGAAGUUGUUAGGCACAUAUCCUGAUGCUACACAUGCACACAUGGUCGAUAAAUACCGGAUCUGUGAGAACUUGCUUAAAUUUUUUAGCACAGCUCCUGGAUUUCAUUCAAACUCCAAGUCAUUCUUGCGACUUAUAACCUAUAUUCUCCAUCUCGAAAGACUCCUGCUAUUGGCAUUGCUAAGCCGUCGUGAUGAAUCCUGUAAUCCCAUUGAGCUAAUUUGUCUGUUUGUAUGUUGUCGAAGGGCAAUGAAAAAUCUUGUUUUGAAAUUUGGUGAAGGAUACCCAGAGUCAAAGCAGUACUCGGCAUUUUCCAAACUUGUUGGUAACUCAUACUCUCUGAUUUGGCUUUUGAGUUCUGUUCAGGAGAUUGUUGGUUUGUCUCACAAAAUAUUUGAAGCAGACCCUGAUCAGAAGAAAAAGACCUUAUUCUCCUUGGUAGAUACGACAUCAGAAAUAUUUUCUAUACUAGCGAACAUGAAUUCUAGAUUUUGCUUGUUUGGUCCUGAGAAAAAAAUUAGAUCCUCCCUGAAGCACAGUCCUAGUGAAAGCAACACUUCAGAACAUGAUGGCCAGACAUUUGAUGUACUAGAAAGUUCAGCCUUCGAAUAUGUCAAGACUAUGGCUGAACAGUUAGAGAAGACUACAACUGGCAUACCCAUAACUGUAAACGGUCGUAAUUGUGUUAUCAAAAUAGAGAACUGUUAUAGCACCGUGUGCUGGGAUAAACUAUUAUGCACUAUGUCUUGCAUAGGUGGAUUCUUGUGGGGUCUUAUUUCAGCAUUAGAGAGCACAAUUAAAGACUAUCCAGUGUCAAGCUCAGAAGAAAGAAAAUCAAUGCUUCAGUAUGCCUCCAGUUUUAGCAUAUCUAUUGCUAAAUUUGAGACCUUUGUAGAUAUUUGUUUGCAUGUUUUGUUUAUGGAGAACAAGGGUUGUGAAUUUGUUGAUUUAAUGUCUGCUCGUCUUCCACAAGAGCUGGAAUGUGAGAAUGGUUUUCUGAAUAUUGAUGUGGUCAUGGAUGGAUGUACUAUGCAUGAAACAAAGGAUAAUGGAUUACAGUCAGAUGUUCUGCCCAGUAUUCCAAGUGAAAAUCAUUAUGUCGGUCCAUUUAAUAUACGAUGCAUGAAAGAAUCUCUUUUGGAAAACCUGUUAAAUGGUGAAGGUCCAUUUGUGGCAUUUACUUUGAGGGAGCUCUACAGUGUAUCUGCUGCUAUUGCUAAGUUGAAGGGCCUCCUAUCCUUUCCCAGUGGUGUCUGUCGGCAGGCACGCAAUCCUUUUGAACAGCUGUCAGUGGGUCCAAUGAUUGGGACAGCUUAUAUCGCUCUACAGAAAAUUGCAGACAUGUCUAAUUGGCCAGAUAUGUAUUCUCUUGUAUGGAUUGAUGGAAUAUUGAGAUACCUUGAAGUUAUAGGAACUUUGCCUAAACACAGCUUGUCAAAAGAACUUUAUGCUCAGAUAGUAAAUGCACAUAUGAGGGCUAUUGGAAAAUGCAUUUUACUUCAAGCAAAGAGUGCAACUCUACCUACACAUGAGAUUGGAUCAAGCACAAAAACUCUUCAUUUGAAGAAUACAUCUGGUUAUGUUACUAGAAAUGUCAUCGAUAGGCAGAAUAUAAUAACCUCGUUGAAAUCAAGGCUUAGACUGUCAAUGAGAAAAUUUGUUAAUGUUACAUCAAACAUGCAUCUAAGUGCAACUCUGCAAGUCAUUGAACGAGCAUUGGUCGGAGUGAAUCAAUAUAGCCACUCAAUAUAUGAAGUAAAGACAGGAACUUUUGAUGGUGGGACGGUUUCUUCUGAUGUUGCCGCUGGAAUUGACUGCCUCUAUCUCGUUCUUGAAUCUGUGCCAGGAAAUAAGCGUGUUUUUAAGAGAACUAUCCCAGACCUAGUUGGUGCUUUAUUCAACAUUGUUUUGCACCUUCAAAGUCCAUUCAUUUUCUAUAUGGAGAAGCUGCCCCCUCUUUACCCCGGUUUUCAUCCAGAUGCUGGAGCCGUUGUUCUAAUGUGUGUUGAGGUUAUCACAGCAUUUGUGGGGAGGCAUACUCUUCAAAUUAAUGCAUGCCAUGUAUCCCAGUGCUUGCAUCUUCCUGUGACACUUUUCAAGGGCUUCAAACAUCUUCUUGCUGGUCGGAGUGGAUCCUGUUCAUCAGAAAUUUCUCGUGGCCAAACUGUAGGACAACCUGUAGAAAGUAAGGAAUAUAUACUUGAUAGACAAUUUUCCAUUGACAUGUAUGCUGCAUGUUGCAAAUUGUUAUGCACUGCCCUUCGGCACCAACAGCGUGAGGUUGGACGAUGUGUGGCUGUACUGGAGGACUCGGUAAACAUACUACUUAGUUGUUUGGAGUCUUCAGAUACCAAGAAGGUUAGCUUGGCGGGAUAUUUCGCUUGGAACAAGGAGGAGGCAAUAAAAUGUGCUUCCUUUUUUAGAAGGAUCUAUGAAGAGAUGCGUCAGCAAAGAGAAGCCCUAGGAAAGCACUCGAUGCACUUUCUUGCUGGUUACAUUUCGAUGUUUUCUGGACAGGGUCCAUUUCAGACAGGCAUAACACGAGAAAUUGACGAGGCCUUGCGACCUGGGGUGUAUUCCCUAAUAGAUAUCUGCGAGGAAAGUGAUUUUCAACAGCUUCACACAUAUCUGGGUGAGGGUCCAUGCCGAGCCACUCUUGCUAACCUGGUGCAUGAUUAUAAACUACACUUCCAGUAUCAAGGCAAAAUUUAGUUGAACUUAAGAUUGUUGGGACACUUGGGUGUUUAUCCUGGUUAGGCCGGAUAUUAAUCCUAUAGAGAGCCAUUUUCUGCGUGACCUUGGGUUCAGAGCGGAAAGUAUAGCACAACCUUAUGCACCAAACAAUGGAACAAUCAAUGAGAACAUGAUUUAAUGCUCACCAAAUCAGCCUGUUGGUAGUUGUGACAGAUGAGGAGAACCAAGUUGUUUGCAAGAAGUCCCUGCUGGUGAUAUGUAGCCACCCAGUGAUGUUCUUUAAAUGAACUCGGUAAUCUUGAGGACAUGUUGGACUCAGUAAUCUUGACAUGUUGGCAUUCAUAUUUGCCAUUUUUGGGUAAUAUCUUAUGCACUUGCUCUGAACCAAACUAACAUCCUCCCUCCGUCUGGAAAUAAGUGACGUGGAUAAGUGACGUGGAUUUGUAUCACUUAUUUCCGGACUUAUACAAAUCCUUGUCACUUAUUUCCGGACGGAGGGGAGUAUUAUUUAGGCCAUGCUCUAUAACUAUGACCAAGAUUUAUUUAUUUUACAAAAAAUCUAAGAUGUACAUGUCUGCAAAUUAUGUGAACUUACAAAUUCUCAUGCAAGAUUACUGUGCUUGAAAACUACAAA
Molecule: messenger RNA, 6577 nt
Organism: Brachypodium distachyon (stiff brome)
Lineage: Eukaryota; Viridiplantae; Streptophyta; Magnoliopsida; Poales; Poaceae
Exons: 11
Coding region: 70-5961 (1963 amino acids)
Biological process (GO): ribosome biogenesis
Cellular component (GO): nucleolus
Source: RefSeq, a predicted model, not a curated record